AUGAGCCGGCGGACGCAUGGCUCCUCCCCCAACCGCCGCGACGAUGACGACACGCUCAGCGCCACGUGCUUUGCUGGGGAGGUGGAGCAAGGUCGCGGUCCUGGGCGACCCGCGUGUGAAGCUCGGGUUUUGGUGAACAUCGGCAACCAUUUCGAUCUCAAAGCAAGUGUUUUCCAAGCACCGAGGAGGGGCAUAUACAGCUUCAGCUUUCACGUGGUCAAGGUCUACAACAGGCAAACCAUACAGGUGAACCUGAUGCAGAACGACUACCCGGUCAUAUCAGCGUUCGCCGGCGACCAGGACGUGACGAGAGAGGCGGCCAGCAACGGGGUGCUGCUGAUGGUGGAGCGCGAAGACCGGGUCUACCUGAAGCUGGAGCGGGGCACCCUCAUGGGCGGAUGGAAAUACUCCACCUUCUCAGGCUUUUUGGUCUUUCCUCUAUAAUCGCCUCCCGCGAUGUCCCGCGUCGCACGCACUGAACUCUUUACAUGCCGAGGGGAUCAAAGACCGAAACA
Lampris incognitus (smalleye Pacific opah) is the source of this 515-nucleotide messenger RNA. RefSeq names its product cerebellin-2-like. The transcript is spliced from 4 exons. Gene Ontology annotation, molecular function: protein binding. Bases 1 to 444 code for a protein of 147 amino acids. Lineage: Eukaryota; Metazoa; Chordata; Actinopteri; Lampriformes; Lampridae. The record is from RefSeq and is a predicted model, not a curated record.